Messenger RNA from Aureobasidium pullulans EXF-150, 1339 nucleotides. Its product is annotated as NAD dependent epimerase/dehydratase family protein. The record is from RefSeq and is a predicted model, not a curated record. Lineage: Eukaryota; Fungi; Ascomycota; Dothideomycetes; Dothideales; Saccotheciaceae. Bases 110 to 1066 code for a protein of 318 amino acids. The transcript has a single exon.
AAAGCAAGCAUUCUCACCUCGAAAGUGAUAUCCUCGGAAUCAUCAUAUCUACUUAGCUUGACUUCAAGAAGGCACUCCUUGAUCCAACUGUACUUCCUACCUUUGAAACAUGCCGAGGAUCCUUAUCCUAGGAGGCACGGGCUUAUUGGGUACUGCCCUCGCUCAAUCCCUGCUACGCGCAGGCAACAAUACCGUCUUUGUACAGACCCGUGCUGCUUCGAAGAGGGGAGCAAUUGUUGCCGCCGAGAUGACACCUCUGGUCUUUCCUCUCGAAGACAAGGCAGCCUUGAGAUCUGCACUGGACACAUACAACAUCGACACAGUUGUCGACGUCUCUCAAGGCUAUCAACAGGCCACCUCUAUUCUUGAGACAGUCGCCUCUGUUGCCAAGGAUCGACACGCUGCUAUUGCCAGAGAAGGAGCCAUUGGACCCAAGCUUGGUUUUGUCUACACUUCCGGCAUAAUGGUGCACGGCUCUCCAGCUGAGCGCGUGUCUGAUCUCUCACCCGUUGGCAACAAGCUCGCAUCGGACAAGCCAGCAACCAUGGUAUCUUGGCGGCCAUUCCAUGAACAGGCUGUGCUCGCCUGUCGUGACUUCCUCAACACCGUCAUUCUCAGACCUGGCAUGCUUUAUGGCCGCAACGCCUGGAACUUCGGCGUGUGGUGGGGUCCUGUCGCUGCACUCAAGGCCAAGGGUGGUGAGAAGCUCUCUAUCAGCGCUGACAAGUCUACACGUAUCUGCCUUGUACAUGUCGACGAUGUUGCAUCGGCUUUCCGCGCUGCCAUUGAUCGCCUGGAUGGCCGUCUUGGUGAUUGGCCUGUAUUUGAUGUUGUCGCAGAGACCAUCAGCCUCGAGUCCAUCAUCGAGGGGACCACGGAGGCUGUUGGCCUCAAAACGAGCGUGGACUUUGCCGGGACCGGCGGAGAUGUCUUUCUGGAGGCCAUGGGACUACGCGCAAACGUCGACUCCUCACGCGCUCGGACAGUACUUGGAUGGGAGCCGAGAAGGCGAGACUUUCUGCUCAACGUGGGAACGUACUAUGCGGCUUGGGAGGUUGCCCAGUAGCUUUCAGUAGACAUUUGCUUCGAUAGGGCCUCAAUUUGCUUCGAUAGGGCCUCAAGUCCAUGCUCACAGUCUGGUCAGCGCUUCAAUGGUGAUGUUCGGACCUCAGGCAUGAACCUCGUUACCUGUGCCAACAAUAGAACGUGAGGAGCAUGCGAAAUUCAGAGAACAAAGUGAUUUGUGAAUCGGCGUCAAAGGAACCGAUCCGAGAUUUGUACAGGGAGAGAGGUUGGCUCAGCGUCAUCCGGCUUGCACAUCCAGCAGCUGGGAAGGCAU